This is a messenger RNA of Phasianus colchicus (ring-necked pheasant), 7366 nucleotides long. RefSeq names its product DEAF1 transcription factor (gene DEAF1). Gene Ontology annotation, cellular component: nucleus. Gene Ontology annotation, biological process: regulation of transcription by RNA polymerase II. The record is from RefSeq and is a predicted model, not a curated record. Lineage: Eukaryota; Metazoa; Chordata; Aves; Galliformes; Phasianidae. Gene Ontology annotation, molecular function: DNA binding; DNA-binding transcription factor activity, RNA polymerase II-specific.
AGCACGGGAAGCCGUAGGCCCUACAUGGCUGAACCACCGCACUGCCACCAGCGUCCCAAGGCCCAUUUCCCCUCACAGCCGGGCCCGGUGAAUCCCCCGCUAGCCCUAGUUAAGGUAUUUAGGCACGCAGCGCAAACAGGCACGCCGUGUUACGCUGUGAAAUGCCGCUGGUUCCGCGUAGGCGCAACGCUCGCACGGCGCUCACCUCUCCGCACGGCCGCCAUGCCGGCCCCCUCCCCCGCCACCCGCCAGUCCUCCAGCAUCCCGGCAGCCCCCGCGCCGCGGCCGUUCGUGCCGCCCCGCCCCUCUCCCUUCGGCUGCGAUCGGAGCGCUCGGCCCGGUUCGGUCGCUUUCGGGCGGCUUCGGGCAGUGCCCGUUCGGGAGCCGCCGUUCGGGACGGCGAAAGGGAAUUCGGGCGCGCUCGGAAAAGGUUCGGCACAUCUCGGCUUUCCUCGCGACCGCCUCACCCGCCUUCGGGCGGGAUCGGAAAAGACUCGAGCGGACUCGGGAUUCUUCGACCCCGCGGGCCGGACCGCUCGGGGACUCGGCCCUGUUCGGGCGGGCUCGGGAGCUGUCAGGUAUCGCUUCGGGCCGCGCCGCCGCGGCCUCGGCCGCGUCCUGCGCUGCGAUUGGCCGCCGGCAGGAAGCGCGGGCCCGGCGCCUCGGGACCCGCCGAGCCCCUUCGGACGAGGCCUGAAAGGACUCGGGACACUUCGGGCCGCAUCGGAAACGCUCGGUUCGACCCGGGGAGCGCACUCGGAAACGCUCGGCACCGCUCGGCGGGAGCGCCCGAGCGACCUCGGAGCAUCGCCCCCCCCACCCCGGCGGCGCUCGGGGGGGAGCGGCAGGGCUCGGGGCUGCUCGGGCCGGCUGGGCCCCGCUCCCCCCCCAUCGCGUCCUCGCAUGGAGGACGCCGACUCGGCGGCCAAGCGGCUGGGCUUAGCGGAGGCGGUGGCGGCCGCGGUGGCGGCGGCGGCGGCAGAACCCGAGCGGCAGCAACCGCAAGGCUCGGAGGGGAAGGCGGAACGGCGGGAGGAGGUGACGGCCGUGACCGUGAUGGCGGCGGACGCCGAGCACAUCGAGAUGGGCGCCGAGCCGCUGCCCAGCGCCGACGAGGCCGCCGCGUUCGCAGAAGUCACCACAGUGACAGUGGCCAACGUUGGUGCCUCUGCAGACAACGUGUUCACCACAUCCGUGGCAAACGCAGCAUCCAUUUCGGGACACGUGCUGUCUGGGAGAACGGCCCUCCAAAUUGGGGACAGCUUGAAUACUGAGAAAGCCACUCUCAUAGUUGUUCACACAGACGGCAGCAUUGUGGAAACCACGGGGCUGAAGGGGCCAUCAGCACCCCUCACACCAGGACCGCAAUCUCCUCCUACCCCUUUAGCAACUGUCCAAGAAAAAACUGGAACCAAGUAUAACUGGGACCCAUCUGUGUAUGACAACGAGCUCCCAGUGAGGUGCCGAAACAUCAGUGGGAUUCUGUACAAAAACAGACUUGGCUCAGGAGGCCGUGGUAGGUGCAUUAAGCAAGGGGACAACUGGUACAGCCCCACUGAAUUUGAAGCUAUGGCAGGACGAGCCAGCAGCAAAGACUGGAAGAGGAGCAUUCGCUAUGCUGGGAGGCCCUUGCAGUGCCUUAUUCACGAUGGGAUUUUAAAUCCUCACGCUGCCUCUUGUACUUGUGCUGCCUGCUGUGAUGACAUGACUCUGAGUGGACCUAUUCGCCUCUUUGUACCAUAUAAACGACGAAAAAAAGAAAAUGAAAUGUCUGCAAAUCCAGUCAAGAAGGAAUCCUCCAAAAAUAUCACUCUGCUUCCUGCCACAGCUGCUACUACAUUCACCGUGACUCCUUCUGGACAGAUCACUACCUCUGGUGCUCUCACCUUUGACCGCACGUCGACGGUGGAAGCCACAGCAAUUAUCUCAGAAAGUCCAGCCCAGGGGGAUGUUUUCACAGGAGCCACUGUUCAGGAUACCAACGUCCAGCAGCCGUGCCGGGUCACUCACCCGGAGCCUCACUACCCAGCUUACCAGGACAACUGUCAGAUUUCACCUUUCCCUGAAGCUGCGCUGCCGACAUCUCAUCCCAAAAUCGUGUUGACCCCAAUCCCUGCCCUGUCGGUGCCCCCCCAGACCCCCACCAAAGCCAUAUCCCCAGCAGUGGUGAACGGGCUGGAAGUAACAGAACAGCGGAGCUGGCUCUACUUGGAAGAGAUGGUCAACUCACUGCUCAACACGGCGCAGCAGCUCAAGUCUCUCAUCGAGCAGGCCAAGCAGGCCAGCUCCUCCUUCCGUGAGGCUGCUGUCACACAAGCCAAGAUUCAAGCUGAUGUGGAGAGAAAAGAGAUGCCCAGCUGCUGCUGUGACUUUGAGAGAGGCUGGAGAGGGGCAGUGUACUGUGAGACUCCUGCCCUUGUGGACAGCUGAGGAACUCCCUUUCUGUUGCUGUUACAUUAUUGCUAAUGUCAGCUUUCCACUGAAUUCAUGGCAGGAGUGUGCAGCAAGAGGCCUUGAAGAAAUGCGUGUGGGAAGAUUUUGCUGAGAAUCCUAUGACAUUCCCUGUAGCAGCUUUGAUAUUCUUUGCCACGUUGUCACUGCUAAACUCUUCUGUACACUGCAUCCCUGAUGUGCAGGAGUGUGAGACUCUGGGAGUCUCAUUCUCCCUUGCCUUCAGUCUGGAUAGAGUGGUAAUUCAUGCUGCUGUCCAGAUUUGGGCUGCUAAAAGCUUUGUAGAUUGUGGGACAGCACAAAAUUGGAAGCUUUGACAUUUUAUAGAUAGACAUCUUACUUUGUUUAACUUUACUCUCUGCUCGUCUUCAGUUUACAUGCUGUCAUCCCCUCUGUUUAUCCUUACAGAGCUUUCUUGAAACAGUGUUUCAGAAUCCAUUCCUCUCACCCUCUGAUCCAAAUCCAGCUCACUUCAGUGUGUAUUUUCUUGCCUGAGGAACAGGACUUAAAAUCACUCUUCAGUAUUGAUCUUUAAGUGCUGACUUCACAAGGGAAGGAUGAGCACAUGCUUAUUUCUGGAGGAAGUCCUUUUCCCUGUAACUAUUGAAUUCCUAAUUACUCUCUUCAUGAGUCUUACCACUCUUAUUUUGUAAUGGGUUCCCCUUGGUUGCAGUGUUAUUUUUUAAAAUGUCCAAAUAAUAGUUUUCAAGCUUGCUGCUGUGUGCCAGCAGCUAGGCAAUCCUGCAGGUUGCUAUUCUAAUCCAUUCCAGUGAGUUCCAUGUUUUUUGAAAAAUGAGUUUUCUGGGUACACACCUGACAUUGCAAGCAGUUACAGUAAAUGCUGAAUAAUCUCCUGUCUGCUUUUGUGUUGGUCAGAGUUGUUUUUCCAAUUUUGUGAAUGCUUCCAUGGUUUGCAACAUAUCUUUUUUCCUUUUUGUCUCUGGUCCAGCCACUUCUUUUGUCUUUUAAGUUGUAUGAGGGGGAGAAAGAGGUGUCACCCUACUUUGGGACCCAUUUAAUACACAGUUGUGCCACUAUGUUUCUACAAAUUUAGAAUUGAAAGGUUGUAUGGGUGUAUCUGAGCUGCAGAGCAAAGGCUUUACAGCAGAUUAAAUUAUAAUAGUGCUGUAGACUCAGUUCUUCCUGGAAGAGUGACUGCAUACAGAGCAGGAUUAAUGAAAUCUGUUAGUGGGAGCAAGCUUGUUCCCAACUGUAUACACAAACUUCAAUGCCAUCACUGCAAAUAAUAUGUAUGUUUGGUUUUCACAUCAGUGCAGACGCUCAGCAUCCUGUUUCUUGAGGAUAUUGAGUUAAAGAGCUUUUGAUCCUGUAACUGUCUGCAUCCCUCCCUGCUAAGGAGUGGUGCCCUCUGGCAGAACAGCGAGGCAGAGGGCUCAGAACAGCACAGCCUUCACCUGCCCUUCGGAGAGAGUGGCCCCAAGUUGUACUCUCUAAUGAUAGCAUUAGGUGCUUGUGGGAGUUACAGAGCUCUGAAAGGUGAGAGGUAGGCUUUUUCCCCAAGCUUUCCUAGAGCAGAAGAGGCGUUCAUGCUGCCUGUGGACUUUUGUUGUUACCUGUGAAGUCAAAGAGCAGGCAUCACUCUUUCAUCCUGCUCCCAUUUGAACACUGAAGAUUCCCCUUUUCUACAAGAUUUUGAAGGUGGAAAUGCCAACAUCAGAGAGUAGCUGCGACAGGAAGAGGAUUUGCUAAAAGUAGCAAAUGAGAACCGUAAUAAAUUGUAAGUGCAGCAUAACUUAGAAGCAUCGAUUAAUUUUGCAGAUUAAUUGCAUUUCCAAAUGCAUGGUCCUACCUAGAGACAGCAUCUUCAAAAGCAACAGAGGUGCUGAAUUGGGAAGCAUUGAGUACUUAGGGUUGAGCUGCAGAGAAGUGGAAUAUAAAAGCCUGUCUUUGUAUAAGAUUAGAAAAAAUAUCCAAAAAUACACUUGUCAGAUGUAAACGAAUGGAAAAUAUGAGAUGAUGUAACUUGGAAGUCCCCAUGUGCUCUAUUGCUAUUUUUUGUCCUUUUUAAUUUCUGUAUGUAACAUAAAAAAGGAUUAGGAUAGGGUCUCUGAGUAAAAAAAGUUGUAGAAAGGCACCAACCAGUCAAGUCCUUGAAAUAUGUACAGUUUGUAACCCCAAAAUCUACAGUUCCAGUAUUUGUGAGAGUAUCUCCUUUGCGAUCAUUUCUUUUAAAAUAGAACUGUUCCUGGAGCCUAAGGAAGAGGCUGAAAAAACCUUUCACAUUGUAUGUGCUGUCUGCAACAUCUCAUGUGACUCUUGAUGAUGACAGCUCCUUAAUUAACGAGCAGAGCCCUCACAGAAUUGGUUCAGACACAAAACGGACUCUGUUUGAGAAAUGUGGAUGCCAUAAACCUUGUGCUUUCAGUGAGUAAACAUGCAGCUGGUGCUCAGCCUGUGUGUGGCUUUGUGCUGGCAGGGACACCAAGUGUGUCCAUCAAUAACAUUGAUGUUAUCUGGAAGUUUUGAGGAGUGAUGUCCUAAAAGAAAACCAAGCCAUAAGCUCUCCAGCUCAGUUUAUCUAAAAUGCAUCAUUACACAAAAUUAAAAUAUCAAAAUACUUGUAGGCUUUAUAGAAUUGCAGCAUUUUGCAUGGGAUUCACUAAGUACAGCUGCUGUGUCAGAACUCUGCACAGCUGUUCAGAGAGUGCUCUCCUCUGUUGUAAUUAAAUAGCUUGUAGAUCAGGAUAUUGGAUCCUUUGGCUUCUACUGGGAUUUUGGUUUUACUGCAGUUCUUAAUUAAGGGAGAAAAAAACAAUUAGGAAGAGGGUGUAUGGGGCAAGAAAGGCUUAGGAUUGCUUGGAAAAGAUGUUUGCCCACUGUAGGAUUGGCCCCAAAGGAGCAGAGUAAAGACUGUACUUUACACAAAGAUCUUUGGAAAUGUAAUUUCUUCUGAGAGUGCAUUAAGCUGUUGUUUGUAUUAGAUAAACUUCAGAAGGGGGAGAACACAUGAACCCACCAAGUUCUGUGCUGUAGGGUACAGCUGGAGGAUGCAGAUCUUCAGUACAAAGAUAAAAAAAAAUCAGGGUUGAAAUCUGACAAGUGUUUUAAUUGCAGUUGUCAUCUUGUUGUGAUGUGGUGAUGCCUGCGGAGCCCUGUCCAUUUGAAAACAAAGUGGAAGAUUAAAUCUGUUAACAGCUGGGCCAUCUGAAUUAUUUUUUAGACAGAUUAGAACAGUUCAGGGCUGGAGAGUAUGAAAUUAAUCUAAAAAGGAUCGGGCACUUAAGAAAAGUAGUUCUGGUAAGCAAGCAAUGACAUCCUCCAAAGCAGCUAUGGAAAUGGUUGAGAGCUGGGGCUCAUCAGUUUGCUGGAGAUGGUUUUGCAAGAAAACCAUCUGCGUGUGUUUACUUGACUGUCUUUGUUCCCAAUCCUUUCCCUUCUCCACAGUUUUUCAAUGAAGUGACUGAUUUGCAGUGUGGGCCAGGCAGAACCAGAGGGCUCAGAGAUAAAAAGGAGGUAGAAGGGAGUUACGUUUCCAUCAGCAGGAUUUGGGGACCCAGAGCAGAACUGAAGGGGGUCUGACAAGCACAGGAGGUGGCUGGACUUCUGCUCGGCUUCCUUUCUCUUUGGCAAUCCCACUGGAAAACAGGAUGAGCCACAUUUAUGGGAGGAUGCAAUGGACUCUGGAGCUGUGGCAGCUCUCAGAACUGGAAUUCUGCAUCUUCCGCCCAAUAACUAUCUCUGUGCAGGUGUCACAGAGGGGCUGUAUUUGCAGGGUAUAUUUAUGCAGAGAUUUUCAAGAAAUGCUGUCUCACAGUGCUUUGGCAUCUGUGCAUGCACUCUCCUCACCAAAAAGAAGUUUAAAAACACUGUACAGUGCAUGUGCUGUCUCGCUAAUAAGCUUGAUCUUGGCUAUUUGUCUAAUUGUGGUAGAACCAGAUCAUAGCUCCUGCACCAGACAGCAAGAGGUUUCCCUACCUCCACCUCCAUCUCCCUGAAGAGCAUUUUCAUCUCAACUUUGUGUCAUGGUAACAAAAAGGUUCUCAAGGUUGCAGUUUCACAGGAGAAUAAAUACUGAGAUGUCAGUUCAUGGAGGCACUUAAAUUAAGCCUUUCAUCUCCUUACAUGUUGGGUCAUAUCACUCCUUGAUAAACCUGCUUUGCCUGAAAGUGAGGGUUUUUUUCCUUACUUUCUAACUGUUCCUCACGGAGUUUAAAUCAGGUUUAGCACGUAACCUAAAUCAGGGCUAGUUUUGCAUCCCUUUGUGUGAGCACUUUGCCUCUCAGCAGCCCUGGCUGUUGAGCAUGGCAGGACAAGGUGCAGGAGCACCGAGCUGGACUUGAUUUGCAGCACACCCAGAGUAACUUUAAAAUUCACCUUCAGAGAGCUGUUUAGUGGAUAAGCUAUCUGAAAGUCCUAUCAUCUUUUUUUUAAAAGGAAGAAUAGUCAUUGUGUUUUAUGUUGUUUUUGAAGUCUUGGGUGUGUUAAUUUUGUCUUGAUUUUUUUCUUCUAACCCAAUCUCAUACCUUCUGGGCUGUUCCACCUCACAGGAUUCUCACAUGCCUGUUGGUGGAUCAGGAUCACAAGGCUCGACUUGUAACUUUGCCCAGGAAGAUGGCAUGUGGCCCUAUUUCCUUGGCAUUUUCCUUGGGUUUCCUUUGCUAACUUGUCACUGUCUCUUGUGGGAUGCAGUUCCUUGUACACAGUGAAGCCACAUGUUUUAAGAUUGGAUGAAGUAAGGUUUGAAUAAAUGUACUUAACUGACAGUUUGUCAGCUUGUUACGCCUGGCUUCUUCACCUGAGUCUGCACUGUGACACACAGUCCCUCUCCUGUAAGGGAGGAGUGAGGUUCCCUUUGGUCCUCACAGAACUGCAUGAACCCUCCAUACAGACCUCACUUUUCAAGCCCUUGUUGCAUACUCUGGCUGUGAAAUGACACGCUUGCUGUGUUUUUUCC